UAAUGCUGGGAGAGGCAGAGGCGAGGGAAAUCUCAAAGUAGAGUGCAAAGUCUAAAAUUCAGUACUGAGGAUUGCGGUUCACUUUCUUUGGUUGAAAACUGAUUCGUGUGGUCUCUAUCAGCUUGGCCGAGGACUUGUGCCGUCUUCGGAGUAACUAACAGCACUCCCAGGUUUAUUCCUCUGCUGCUCCUCGGUCAGAACCACCCAGCCGACCCGGGUCAGCACUGCUCCAGUCCAGGGCCCGAGCCCGCUACAGAGACACCCUCUGUCUGAGUCGCUCACCAUGGCAGGUGCCGGUGGUGGGAACAGUGAUGUGCAGUGGUGCUUUUCCCAAGUCAAAGGAGCGAUAGACGAUGAUGUCGCUGAAGCUGACAUCAUAUCUACUGUUGAAUUCAACCACUCUGGGGAGCUACUAGCCACUGGGGACAAGGGGGGUCGUGUUGUCAUCUUCCAGCAGGAGCCAGAGAGCAAGAAUCAGCCACAGUGUCGAGGAGAAUACAAUGUUUACAGCACCUUCCAGAGCCACGAGCCUGAGUUCGACUACCUGAAAAGCCUUGAGAUUGAGGAGAAGAUCAACAAGAUUCGAUGGCUGCCCCAGAAGAACGCAGCACAGUUCCUGCUGUCUACAAAUGACAAAACCAUAAAGCUUUGGAAAAUUAGUGAGCGUGACAAGAGACCAGAGGGCUACAAUUUGAAAGAAGAAGAUGGGCGAUACAGAGAUUUCAAUACUGUCACAACACUACGGGUCCCAGUAUUCAGGCCCAUGGACUUGAUGGUGGAAGCCAGCCCUAGACGAGUGUUUGCAAAUGCUCACACCUACCAUAUCAACUCCAUCUCAGUCAACAGUGACUGUGAGACCUACCUGUCUGCAGACGACCUGCGUAUUAACCUCUGGAAUCUGGAGAUCACUGAUCGCAGCUUUAACAUUGUUGACAUUAAACCAGCCAAUAUGGAGGAGUUGACGGAGGUGAUCACAGCAGCAGAGUUCCACCCCAACCAAUGCAACACUUUUGUCUACAGCAGCAGCAAGGGCACCAUUCGCCUGUGUGACAUGAGGGCGUCAGCACUGUGCGACAAGCACGCCAAACUGUUUGAAGAGCCAGAGGAUCCAAACAACCGUUCGUUCUUUUCUGAAAUCAUCUCAUCCAUCUCUGAUGUAAAGUUCAGCCACAGUGGACGCUAUAUGAUGACCCGCGAUUACCUGUCCGUCAAAAUUUGGGAUCUCAACAUGGAGAGCCGGCCAGUAGAAACAUAUCAGGUGCACGAAUAUCUCAGGAGUAAAUUGUGUUCGCUCUAUGAGAAUGACUGCAUCUUCGACAAGUUUGAGUGCUGUUGGAAUGGGAACGACAGUGUUGUGAUGACCGGCUCCUACAACAACUUCUUCAGGAUGUUUGACAGAGGCUAUCGGCAGGAUGUAACUCUAGAGGCGUCACGGGAGAACAGUAAGCCUCGAUCGGUCCUGAAGCCUCGCAAAGUAAGCACGGGUGGGAAGCGCAAAAAGGAUGAGAUCAGUGUAGACAGUCUGGACUUUAACAAGAAGAUCCUCCACACUGCCUGGCAUCCCCUGGACAACAUAAUCGCCGUGGCCACCACCAACAAUCUGUACAUAUUCCAGGAAAAACUGAACUAGUGUUCGUUAAACCGCUCAGAUCCCAGUUUCUGCUUGAGUCCCACUGCUCUGAUACACACAUACAAAACUAUCUGUCUGUCUUUGGCUAAGUCCCCAAGUCUCGAUCUGAUCCGCCCUUGGUGAUUUUAGUAUUGAAUGUGACAAGACUUACUCUGUCAACAACAAUCAGUGGCAUUAAUACAGUACAUCUAAGCAGGCCAUCACAAGCACAUUUUCCAUGUGUAUUACAAAUAUAAACACGCAGGAUUUGUAAAUCUGAGCCCAGAAUUUGGGAUCUAGUGUCAUGGGUUUUCUCCAUAAGGAGCACUCCGUUCACCAAACUACCAUUUGCAACUCCACUACAUCCCAAACCAAAGGGAAAUGUGUUGAAUACACAUAUUUGGCUAGUUUGUUUCAUCAUUCUUUUGUGCCAUCGUGACAUGAUUCUUCUGUAUGUCAUAGCUAACAAUUGUUGAGUUUUUGUAGCUGCCACGUUUUAUUAGUUUGAAUAGGAAAUUCUUUCUACUGUUUAUACGUCUUUCUGUCAGUUCCCAUGGUACAGGCCUGAAACACUGCUAAUACAAGCUGUCAACACUCCGUAUUUUCCCCAAGUAUUUGUCAAGUUGCCAAGUUCACUCACCACCUCGUUCCUGGUGUACAGUGUGGUUAUGCUGUUAAAGGACUAUUUAGUGUAUAACGUACAUUACUGCUAACCGUUGUUCACUGCGUCCCAAUAUUUAUUAGAUCAAAUUUCAGACUUCAAGGCAGCCACUGGUUUACAUUCAUUUCUUUACAGUGAGAAAGUCGACUUGCUUGAAACUGACUUGACACGUAUUCCAUCACAGUGAACUUUUUGUUGUCUUUGAUUAAGUCAAAGUAAUUGUUCGGUGGUAAUGCAGCUGCAAGCAGGUAACCUCAGUGUUGGACAGUUUACCUGUGGAAUGUUCCAAGCAGGUGUUCUUUUUGUGCAUCCCACACCUUUUUUUUUCUUUUUCAAAUUCAGAAUUAUCAUAUUUCUAUAGAAAUCAAGUCAGGGGAGUCAAGCAUUGGAUAUAUUGUCUUUGUCCUGUUUUCAGUUGAGUAUAUGUCCAAAACCAUCAGCAGAUUAUCACAUUCUGUGUUCUUUCUUUCACACAGCGGCCCAACUUUUUUUAAAAUCAGGCUUGUGAAUUUGUCCUCUAACAGCAUCCGUUAGAGUUUCCUGAUACAGUAGCAGGAGCUUUUGACGAGCUGAAGCUGAAAACCGAAACACUGGAGAGCUCAGCAUCAGGUUUUCAAAACAAUCCCUGGUCUCAGCUGCAUUACCAAAACCUGAACCCUCUGUUUGGUGAGAUGGAUUCCUCGAGCCAGAUUCAAGUCUGUGAGUUGAUUUUCAGUGUGUAUUGAAAUGGCUACAUGUAGGAAAAUGGUCAGCAGUAAUGUAUGUGUAAUUUCUAGUUUUUGGCCAAAAACAUCAAAGUGUCGUCCUUUAACGUGGACGCAAGAAUGGCGUGUGCACACAUUCGUCAGGUAUUGUGGUUUUGGGAGUUGAAUGGGGGCUAAUCAUGCCAAAGUAACCAGUCCUAUACAAAGUUCUGUUCAUUUAAAGCUGUCUUGCAGACAAGCUGCAGACUGGUGGACCACCACAUGAAGCUCAGGACAAAAGCUUGUGUACACGUGGAAGGGCGUGAUGGCGUGAUGUAGCCUCAUUCUCUCGUGGUCGGUGGCACCAAUCGUGAGUGCCGCUGCCAGCUUCCCUACAAAGCCUGUUGCAUUGUCGCAGAUUGAUCGACCGCUUUACUCUCUGGAUCUAGUUUCUGUUUGUAGAGGUUUUUUUUAUGAUGUUUUGUACUGUACCUGAUAAAAUAAGAAUAAUCACUAUAGCUGAUUUAUUUUUGUAUAAAUUAAGGCAUUAGGAUUACAGUCUGAUCACUGUAGUUUCUUUAGCUGUCUGUCUCAGACUGAUUGUAGAUGGGAGGUGACCUGAUUUGGGGGGUCACCUUUUUGUCACGACUUUGGGACAUUUUUAAUUCUGGCAGGUAUUUCUUUAAAAGCUCGAGACUUUUUGUGACAUCGAGGAAGUGUUUUGUUUCUCACGUGGGAUGUCCAAAGAAAAGUAUGUUCAGGUGUCAGUACCUCAGUAGUCAUAAGCACUAUAACAGUUUAUUUUUUUAAUUUGGCUGACUGUAACUGAUGUUUAUAUAAAGCUUAUUUGGAUGCUUCAGAGUCACAUUCUGAGUUGAUUUAGAUCUUAACAGUCUGUUUUUGUGCCAUGGUUUUAUUUUAUGAAUCAUUUUGCUCGCUGUGAAAGAAUACACCCAUGUGGGUCGAAAUGGGAAAGGCAUUUUAAUCAACAUGUAAUGUUAAAACUGUUCAAUCAGGUUCUCCUAAAGCUAGUCUGGUCGGGUGAUGACUUGGCAGAGUUACUGGUUUUGGAUUAUUGUGUGAAAUGUCUCUCUCCUGUGAUGCAGGAGAAUACAGACUUUUUUUAUUUUAAAAAGGAGACUUUGUGAAGCACUUGACCCGCAGACGUUUGUUGUAUGAAAGCAGUUAUUGACGACUUUUGAGAUUCGAGAUAUGAACUCUGCUGUGUCUCUGCUACACUAUGCUUCAGUCACAUGCCGCCAGUUCUCUUCUGGAGCAAACAGGUUGAUUAUCGCUCCGUUUUCCAUUUUAUUACAGUGACAUCAGGGCAGGAGUCUUAUUGUUCCACUGGAUCAUAUUUAUGUGAGUUGAUGUAUCACUCCUACUUUAGAGAACUGAUUUCCAGUCACUUGGAUGCCACCAAAAUAACCACCCAUCUCCACUCAGUGGAGUUAAGCUACUGUUGAGCGUCACUCUCAGGGCUCUGGGUAAUGUCCUCUAGUAAUGAAAGACUUUGCUAAUCUCUUUAUUUUUUUAUUUUGCACCCUUUUGGAAAAGCAACUUUUCUUUAUUGUCUGAUGCGAGAUUGUUUGAGGGCCGUUCAAGUUAAUUGCCUCAUGUCAUGUAAACCUGUAUGAUGUGGCACCUCAAAGACGAUCCAAUCGGCUCGCCGCCAGUCAACGAGGAGCGGCGUCCGUUCAAAAUAUGAGCUCAGUGAUCAGCCCUGUCCUGUCGUUCAUUCGAAGGAAGCACUGUUAAAUCCAACGACCUGUUGGAAGAUGUGAAGAUGUUUGAAAAUCUGUACAGAAGUAGUUCAGAAGUGGCAAGUUUCCUUUUUAAAAACAAAAAAAAAAACAUCCCAUCUGUGCAGACACAG
Messenger RNA from Chelmon rostratus (copperband butterflyfish), 4829 nucleotides. RefSeq names its product protein phosphatase 2, regulatory subunit B, alpha a (gene ppp2r2aa). Lineage: Eukaryota; Metazoa; Chordata; Actinopteri; Chaetodontiformes; Chaetodontidae. Gene Ontology annotation, cellular component: cytosol; protein phosphatase type 2A complex. Gene Ontology annotation, biological process: peptidyl-serine dephosphorylation. Gene Ontology annotation, molecular function: protein binding; protein phosphatase regulator activity. The transcript has 10 exons. Bases 284 to 1630 code for a protein of 448 amino acids. The record is from RefSeq and is a predicted model, not a curated record.